Molecule: messenger RNA, 1740 nt
Organism: Fusarium sp. VM40
Lineage: Eukaryota; Fungi; Ascomycota; Sordariomycetes; Hypocreales; Nectriaceae
Source: the annotation of a GenBank genome assembly
AUGGCCACAACUACUCCUGCCACGGCGCCUACCAACGCCAUGCUUGACGAAACUCGUCUCUCGUCCGAUGAGAAGACUGAAGUCGGCUCCAACAACAUCAUCGAUACUUCAGCCGACAACAAAGAGCAACAGGCAGGCUCAAUCAGCAACAACAAUGUCGCCGGCGAAGAGCCCCAAUAUCCCGGCGCUGCAAAGCUCACGCUUAUCAUCUCGUCUCUCUGCCUCGCCAUCUUCCUUGUUGCUCUCGACCAGACCAUUAUUGCCCCUGCGCUUGGUGCCAUUACUGCAAAGUUCCAGAGCGUCAAGGACAUUGGAUGGUAUGGCUCUGCCUAUCUCCUCACCACGACGGCUCUGCAGCCCAUGUACGGAACCAUCUACAAGUACUUCAAUGUCAAGAUUGCCUACCUUGUUGCUGUCUUUAUCUUUGAGAUUGGUAGCUUGAUCUCGGCUGUUGCGCCCUCUUCUGUUGCCUUUAUUGUUGGCCGUGCCAUUGCUGGAAUUGGAACGGCUGGUCUCUUCUCUGGCUCUAUCGUCAUCCUCUCUCUCAUCAUGCCUCUUGAAAAGCGUCCUCUUGCUUUCGGUCUCAUUGGUGGCAUGUGGGGUAUUGCUUCCGUAGCUGGCCCUCUUCUCGGAGGCGCUUUCACAGAGCAUGCUACUUGGCGUUGGUGUUUCUACAUCAACCUGCCCAUUGGUGGAAUCGCCAUGGUCAUCGUCUUCUUCUUCGUCCAUGUCAAGCGCAACUCCACCGACGACGACCACCUCUCCCUCAUGGCCCGUGUCCGCAAGCUCGAUCUUGCUGGUGCCGCUAUCUUCAUCCCUGCCAUUGUCUGCCUUCUCCUUGCUCUGCAGUGGGGUGGUGCCGACUAUCCUUGGAACAACUCUCGCAUUAUUGGCCUCUUCUGCGGUUUCGGUGCCAUGAUUGCCAUCUUCAUCGUUAUCCAGUUCCGACAAGGUGAUCGAGGAACUCUUCCUCCUCGUCUGUUCAAGAACCGCAACACCCUGGCCGCCAUGAUGUUCUCCAUGUUCUUCGGUGCUGGUUUCUUCCCUCUUAUCUACUAUCUCUCUCUCUACUUCCAGGCUAUCCAGGGUGUUAGUGCCGUCCAAGCUGGAAUUAAGAUUCUCCCUCUCCUCCUUGCUACCGUUCUUUGCUCUAUCGUUACAGGAGGCCUGAUUACCGCCAUUGGUUACUACAACUAUGUCGUCAUCCCUUGCAUGAUCCUUUACACUGUCGGCUGCGGCAUGCUCACAACCCUUGAUGUCGACUCUCCCCUCAAGGAGUGGUUCGGUUACCAGGUCAUCGCUGGCCUGGGUAUCGGAGCGGGCUUCCAGAUCGGUGUUCUCAUUAUUCAGACUGUACUGCCCCAGGACUGGGUUCCCGUCGGUACCGCUUGUGUGCAGUUCUUCCAAGCUUUUGGUGGAGCUUUGUUCAUCGCUGUUGCUCAAACUGUGUUCCAGAACGGCCUCAUCGACACACUCAAGGCUGACGACAUUGGCAUUGAUCCUACCAUUUUCAUCAACAUCGGAGCCUCGGAGAUUGAGGACACCCUGAAGAAAAUGGGCCGCCUGGAUGCCCUCGACACUGUCCUGGAGGCGUACAUGAAGGGUCUCCGUGAUACCUUCUACAUUUCCCUGGCUUGCGCUGCUUGUGCUCUUAUUGCUUGUUUGUGUUUCCAGUGGAGGUCUGUCAAGAAGGGCCCCAAUGGCGAGGACAGGAAGCCCGAGCCUGCCGUGCCUGUCUAA